AUGCUUGUCGUUUGGACUUCCAGGACGCAGAAAUGCGUCGCUCAGUCGACUUCGGAAGCAGAGUACCUAGCGAUGGGUGAUGGUGUAAAGGAGGCUCUGUUUGUAGACGGAAUGCUUCAGCUCUUGAGGCUUAGUGAGAAGUCUCGUGAGAAUAAGGUACUAGAGGACAACGAGGGAGCGAUUGCGCUUGCUGAUAAUCCGCUUAGCUCGGGGAGAAGUAAGCACAUCGACGUAAGGCACCACUUUCUUCGGAGCUUGACUGAGGAGGGUAGGAUCAAGAUCUCGCAUGUUAGCAGUAAGGAGCAACAUGCAGCCAUUCUCACGAAAGCUUUGCCGCGAGAGCUUUUCGAAGUUCACCGUAACUUUGUGCUUGGCUUGAGCGAGAAGUAGAAGUCGGAGGUCGUUGUUAUUCGUCAAAGAAUUGUUGGUCUGAAGGAUACAGCAGCCCCUAGGGAGGGUGUUCGUGGUAGCGGCAGGUGUAUCGACUCAAUGGCGGGGUAUAUCUGAUUGGAAGACUUGACUAGCGGGACUGUCGUUGGAAGGUUACUCCGGUUCUGCAGGCUCCGCUGUGGAACAUUCGUGUAAGUAUCUGUCGGGCAAUCUGUUGGUGGUUUGUGUUUUCCUCCGAUGUAUUUGUGGCUCGUAGGAAGAGUACAACUACCCGUGAUCGGGGAAUCGGGAUAGUGUGAUGUGAUUCGUGAUCGAGUUGUC
Molecule: messenger RNA, 711 nt
Organism: Ectocarpus sp. CCAP 1310/34
Lineage: Eukaryota; Phaeophyceae; Ectocarpales; Ectocarpaceae
Source: the annotation of a GenBank genome assembly